CAAGACGUGCUAGGCGAUGAGGGAGAUGAGUUUUCCGUAACCUGAAGCAACAUCCUACUGAUUCCUCAUUAAAGAAAAAGGCGGGAACUAGUCAAAAGCCGGGGAGUGAUGGGACGCUCGGAUCUGCGCGUCCCGCCCAUUUCGGCCUCUGAUUGGUGAAUGUCUUUGGCUCGUGGCAGAGCAGCCCGCCUCAUUGGUUCUCAGGCUCCAGAGCCGCAGGUCUCCGGCGCCGACCCCGCCUCCCCCAGCUGCCGACGUGGGGCGGGCAGCCGCGGGUAGUUGGGUGCCGAGGCGUCGGUGAGGAGCGGGAGACGGGCAUGGGGGGGCUGCGGCUGCUGGCGGUGGCCCUCACGUGCUGCUGGUGGCCGCAGGGCAGCCAGGGUAAGACCCUGCGGGGCAGCUUCAGCAGCACCGCGGCCCAGGACGCCCAGGGCCAGCGCAUCGGCCACUUCGAGUUCCAUGGUGACCAUGCUCUUCUGUGUGUCAGAAUCAACAACAUAGCAGUAGCUGUUGGAAAAGAAGCUAAACUCUACCUGUUCCAAGCCCAGGAAUGGCUAAAGCUACAGCAAAGCAGUCAUGGUUAUAGCUGUAGUGAAAAAUUAUCCAAAGCUCAGUUGACAAUGACCAUGAACCAGACCGAACAUAAUCUGACAGUGUCCCAGAUUCCAUCUCCACAAACGUGGCAUGUGUUUUAUGCAGACAAGUAUACGUGCCAAGAUGACAAGGAGAAUUCUCAGGUGGAAGAUAUCCCAUUUGAAAUGGUGUUACUAAACCCAGAUGCCGAAGGGAAUCCAUUUGAUCAUUUUAGUGCUGGAGAAUCUGGGUUACAUGAGUUCUUUUUCCUCCUAGUCCUAGUGUACUUUGUGAUUGCUUGCAUUUAUGCUCAAUCAUUGUGGCAGGCUAUUAAGAAAGGAGGACCCAUGCACAUGAUUUUAAAGGUUCUGACAACUGCCUUGCUGUUACAAGCUGGUUCAGCUUUAGCUAAUUACAUUCAUUUCUCCAGUUACUCCAAAGAUGGAAUAGGGGUACCAUUUAUGGGAAGCUUGGCAGAAUUUUUUGACAUCGCUUCCCAAAUUCAGAUGUUAUACUUGCUUUUGAGUCUAUGCAUGGGUUGGACGAUAGUCAGAAUGAAGAAGUCUCAAAGCAGACCUCUCCAGUGGGAUUCUACACCUGCAUCCACUGGCAUUGCAGUAUUCAUUGUCAUGACACAGAGUGUUUUGCUACUUUGGGAACAGUUUGAAGAUACCAGUCAUCAUAGCUACCAUUCACACCACAACUUAGCAGGGAUCCUCCUAAUCGUCCUAAGAAUUUGCCUAGCAUUGUCAUUAGGCUGUGGACUCUAUCAGAUCAUCACAGUGGAGAGAAGUACACUCAAAAGGGAGUUCUACAUCACAUUUGCCAAAGGCUGUAUCUUGUGGUUUUUAUGCCAUCCGGUUCUUGCAUGCAUUUCUGUCAUUUUUAGCGACUACCAAAGAGACAAGGUUAUUACAAUAGGUGUUAUCCUUUGCCAGUCUGUUUCCAUGGUUAUUCUCUACAGACUCUUUCUAUCUCACAGUCUAUAUUGGGAAGUUUCUUCACUUUCUUCAGUAACACUACCACUGACCAUAUCAUCUGGACACAAAAGUCGCCCUCAUUUCUGAUACUUGAUUUUUGUUGAGAGGAAAAGUGAAUUGGUUUAAAAGAGUGCAAUAAGGAUCCAAAUACAGUUACUUUUUUUUCAUACAUUUAGUAUGAAAACUUGGAACAGCGAAAGCAGAGCACGUUAUUUAUAUAACUGCAUUUAAGCAGUACCAAGACUGAAAAAAAGGUAAUAAAUGAAAUGUUUUGAAAUAUACUUAAACAACAAACUUUGAAGAAAGUGUUGUUAUAAAAUGAUUGAAGCAAUUUCUAUAUGGAAAUAAAUGUGAAAAAUAACUAUAUGCUAUUUUGGUAAAAUAUUCACCACUUAUAAUGCCUCAUCUUAAUAGCUAACUCAGGUUUAAUAGUCUUAUAAAAAGUAAUCAGUUAAAUGAUUACUUGCUUAUAAAUAUCUAAACUAGUCCAGUUAUGAAAUCAGUGUAAUACAUUGAUUUUAAAAACUGCUGCUUUUUAUGCUUUAAGGAAAUGCAUUUCAUAUUUGAGUUUAAAGGAAUUGAAAUUACUUCAGGAAAUGAAUAUAAAAUAUGUUCACAGUUAAAUGACUAGGCUUUUGUUUAUUUGUGGGUGGAGUUAGUCUCCAAUUUUUUUCUGCCAUUUUUGGCUCUAGUUCAGGUUUUAGCUUGAUUAGCAAAGGUUUUUGACAAACAGUUUAUGAAAAAAUAAAACUUAAAUACAUUACACGAGUUGUAAAGACAAAGGAUUUUAAAAUCUGAGCACUUAGGUGAAGGGACAAGCAGGUUUAUGUGGUUAAAAAGAAAGAAGGGAAAAGGUACUACGUGAUACGGUACUGAAAUUUUGAUCCCAAUAGAAUUCAUUUCUCUUACAUUGAAUCCCCAAUCAUAAUUAAGCCGUAUACACAGAUUAAAUUAACAGAAGCAUUUCAUAUAAAUGUUGGUUUCAGUCAUCAACUACCCAUGAAUUCCUGCCCAAGGAUACUUAAUCAGGAUUAAAUUUUCUAUGAAUAAUUGAAAAACAAAACACUCACUGGAUUUGUUAUAAUCCGUGUUGGCACUGGAUUCUAAGUAGUUGCCAUCUUGAAUCCUUUGUAAUAAAGCCAUAUUUGUGUGUGUGUGUGAUGCCCCAGUAUUGAGUAUGCUAGCUAAAAAAAUAUCAAGUGCCUGAUUAAAGAAUUGCUAAAUGGUUGUCGAUAAUCGCUGUAUAAAAUGAGUAUUCCCAUUAAUAGUCACUGAUUGGAAAUUAUUCUGUUGCUGUUUGUCAAGCUGUUCAGGCCUUUUCCUUUUUACUUCUGGCUUAUUUUAAAAAUAUUUUUUAUCUACUUACUGUGUGUUUAAGCAAGAAACAGUGCACUGAUCUGGUAGUUAAAUUUUUUAAUUAAGUAGUUAAAAUAAUGUAGUGCAACUUAAAAAUAUCUAUGGCUUUGUUUUUUUUUUUCCCUUGUACCUAGUCUCACUGGGAAUGACUAGUAUUCUGCCUCACUUUCAGGGCAGAAUAUGUGUUUGUGACCCAAAGUGACAAAGUUACAAAAUUCAGCCUGCUCAUUAAAUCAUAUCUCUUUUAGUUCUUUGUAGAUCAUUUAGUAAAUUAGAGCUACAGGUUAAGACUAGAAAGUCUGAGUUACGUUUUAGGUAUACAUGAUCGUCUGAGUGGUCAUAACCUUUUCUUUUAUCAUGUCUCCCUAAUAACCCCAGCUAUUGUCUGUUGUGUUCAGCUGAGAUGCAAAAAAGAAAUUAAGCAAAAAAGAAAAAGGUGAAGCCUUUUCAUAAAUUUUGUGAACUUGCCAAAAGGGGAAGGAAAAAUCUUUGUGUUAUUUCACUCAAAGAACAUAAGUAACUGCAAUUAACAUAUAUGAAAUUUAUUACUCUGCUUGCGUUUAUGAAACCAGUUUUUUAAACUUUAAUUCUUAAAUUUGUGGUUGGAAUUGCUGAUAAUUUAUUUUGUUAUUCAAGAGCCAUUGUUAAGCGGAGGAAAGUAGUUGUUAAUGUAUAAAACUGUUCUUGACUAGUAAUCUUGACUGGUAAUUUAUAGUUCAUAAGUCAUGACACAGUAUCCCCUCCUUUUCUGAAUGUUUACACGGAGAUUCAUCACUGCAGCUUACAGAAGUUAAGUGUAUACUGCAACCUCUAAUUAAAGAUAGAAAUCUUUUCUACUUUCCUUUGUCAGAUAAUGCUUUUUUAUGUGUUUUUAUGUUUUUUGAAAGAAGAUAAAUGGUUCAUCCAGAGCUUUAUUAAGAAGCAUUUCUUUUCUUCCCUUAAAAAAUAGAUGUUUAUUUUUAUUGAUGUGUGUAUAAUAAGAUGGGUGCCUACGGUGAUGCAUUUUACCAAGCAUUUUACCUUGAUUAUUACUAAUCUCUAUUGUAAUAACCAGACUCCCAUUUAACUGAGUAUAAGGGAGAAUAAAUGAUUUCUCAAAGGUCACCAAACUAUUUAGUUUUUCCAUUUUACCUUCAUGAUUUAAGGAACACGUAUUAGCUGUGUUUUAGUGAGAAUGAAUUGCUAUCCAUCAUAAUUUUCGCUAUUGAUUUGAAUGUUAAAACUAGAAUUGUGCUAAAAUCAGAACAUGAGCUUGAAUAUCUGUAAGACCUCAGCACACUUCAGUAUUUGAACCUGGCUGUUAGCUAGACAGUAUUACUAGCAGGAGAGUUAAUCUAGGCAGAAGAGCUUGCUUUAGGGUAAUUAUUUAUGAUCUCCAGUAAAGUAAGUCACAUCUGAUGAACAUAAGAGAUACACAAAUCUGAGAUCAUCUCUAAAAUAAUGAGACUAGAACCUAUCUAUCAACAUGAACAUGGGCUCCUUCAGCAUGUUUCUUCUAGGAGACUGCAUGUUCUUUGGAAUUUGGAAAUCUGGAAUUAUCUGUGAAACAUUUUCUUAAAUAGCUGCUGUGGUGUCAAAUCACCGAAGUUGUUUUUUGUUUGUUUUGAGGAUUGAUAUGAUUGUUAGAAGUAGCCAGAUCUGAAGAGGUAAUACUGUUUUUUAUUCCAACGUGUAUUUGUGAAUUGAGACUAAAAUAAUGAGAUUGGUUUUCCUCUGUGAUCUGAAAGUAGUGUGGUAGAAGCACCGUAGCUUGAUCUCUUGCAAUAGCUCUCUAUGUAAUAUUACGACCUCCACACUUGGACAGCCUUCUGCACAGCUCCAGGGGCAUCAUAUGUGUUGUGCUGUAGGAGUGCCAUGAAGCCUUUGCGGGGAGGAAAGAAGUGGUCCUGCCCACUAGGGCCAUUCUCCACAAUGUAGCCAAAACAAUCUCUUAAAAAUGGAAAUAAUCUGGAUGAUGAGCAUACAGAAAUUCUUUGUGCUAAUCUUAUAACUUUUUUGUAAGUUUGAAAUUAUUUUACAAAGUUUAUAAAUCAUAUAAAUCAGAUCAAACUACUGCUUCCCUGACAAAAACCCUCCAUGUGCCUCUCACUGCACUUAGGAAAAGAAGUCCUCGCUCAUUACUAUGUUCUGCAAGGCCCAUAGGAUCUGGUUAUCUCUUAAUUUGUACCACUCUCACACACAUAUCCCAGCCUCAUUGUCCUUCAUCAAAAAAAGAUCUAGCUUAUAUCACAGCCUCAGAUACUUGGCACUAGCCAUCUUCUCUGCCGGGGACAUUCUCUUCCAAAUCUUGGCAUGGUUGCAUGGCUGAAUCCUCAUCCUUCAGGUUCUCAGCUCAGAUGUCUUUUAGAGAACUCACAUCAUCUGUGGUGGAUUUAUAUGGUACAGUUUAGUCAACCUGGAGAUAGGUUCCGCAGAAUUCUCUUCCGUGCAUAAUUUCCGGACAAUGUAGGCCAUAAGAAAUGUUUGAUACAAGAUAUAGAAGGCAGAAGUAAAGUAGCAGCCAGAUCUGGAUUCUUUUUAUAAGUGGAAGGACCAGACAAGGCACAAGACACUGUUGCAGCUUAUCCACAUUAUUGCUUAUCUGUUGGCUCAUCUUGGCCUGUGGGACAACAGCCAGGCCCACAGGAACACCAGUUCCUGCUGGAACACCUCCUUCAGCUUCUCUGGCUCCUGGGCCAGGUGUGCGCUUUACUCUGACAAAGGGUGCCAGCUUCCGCUGGACAACUCCAUCAUUCACACUGGAGGAUUAGAGGCAGUGAGAGACCUGUAUGGCUUCCCGUCCAUCCUCACAAGUUCCACUCAAUUCCCACAGGUUCUACUCAUCCUAGCAAGUUCCUUGCUUCCCCCAUUUCCCUUGUCUUCCCUUUUCAACUGCCAGACACAAAAGAAACUACCUCCUAUAAUCGCUAUAAAAGUCCCUUAUUUUGAAUAUUAAGAUACGUGUAUGUGUAUUAGAUCCUAGUGGUUCUUUUCUGAUCAGACCCUGAUUAACAUGCAAUCCUAUCUAAUGCUAUUCCCCCAUCCUAGUUCUAUCAUAUUAUCCCUUUUUUUGUUUAUUGUACUUAGCUGGUUUAUCUUUGUCAUCUCUCAAAUUAGAAUAUAAAUUUUAAGUGAGUUUGUCUCUAUUGUUCAUUGCUGUAUGCCUAAUACUAGGACACUCCCUGGUGCAUACUAGAUGCUCAAAAAUAUUUUUGAGUGAAUGAAUGAAGGCAAUGCUGAAAAGUUCCAAAUCUGAACUUACCAGUGUAGUAUUAAUUAUAUAAUAGAAGCUCCUAUAGUGACUUCAAUAAUGCCUUGCCUAUUCUUUGUUCAAUUGUAUGGAAUUUGGUAGUGUGUAAAAAUCUUGACUAGUCAAGUAGUUGUUAUAAAACAUGAAUUAUGAGAGUAUUUCUCAAGUUCUCACAGAGGCAGUUUCUCUUUAUUUUAUGUAGUCCUGUAAUAGGACCAUGUGUCUGGUUUCUUGGCCUGCCACAACUAGAAGCACUAAUUUAAAAGAGAAGUUUCUAGUCAGCUAGAGGAGGGAAUGUUGACAGUAGUCAGAAGCAGCUGGGAAAAGAUAGGAAAACUAGAAAUGACAGUAACACUCAAAUUACAGCAGCCUGGGGUCAUUUAGUGUAGGUGAAAGCAAACCCUGUGUUGUGUAUCUCAGUAGACUCUUAAGAGAUUUGUUGUUCAAUAUAUUCAUGACAGUGACUGAUCAUAAUCAAGAAGAUAUUAAGUUAUAAAUUAUGUUCAGUAGCCUCAAAGAAGUAUGCGAAAACCUUGUAAUGUUUUCUUCUUGUUAAACAGGUAAUAUAUACACAUUGUACAAAAAUCAGAAAGUUGAAAAAGGUGGGAAAAAGAAGUUCUCUCAUUCAUUUCCCUUCCCUGGAUCUAAUCUCUGUUACCAGUUAUCUUUCUAGAAAUGGCCCCAUGCACAUAUAAACAUAUAUGAAACACAAUUUAUAGCAUACCAUUCAGACUUUUGUACAUUCAGCAAUUCUGUAGUCCUACCUACAGUUGUCCCAUUUUUUUCACCGAUUGCCUAGAACUCCAUUAUAUGGAUGUACUUUGAUUUUUGCAGAGAAUCAGUUCUGUUACUGCACAUUGCUGGUUUCCAGCCUUUUGCUAAUACAGACAAGGCUGAAAUUAAGACUGUAAUCAAGUAUUUGCCAAGGCUUCCUCCCCUGCUCCCAAAAUGCCUCCACUCCAGGUUCCAGGUCUAGAUCCUUGGGAUUUUCUAGGUGAUAGAAGUAUCUUUGUUAUUCAUAGUAAGCUCUCUGAUAGUUUUUCUAACAAGAUGACUCAGAUAGGGGCUGGCCAUACCAGAAGACCAACCAUCAGAUUAGAGGGUUGGAGUUUUGAGUCAUAUGAUAUUAGCCCAACAUCUGAGGUGGAGAGAGGGGUUAGAGAUUGAGUUCAGCUUUGUAUAGAGAUUGAGUCAAUCAAUCAUGCCUGUAAUGAAACCCCGAGAGAAGCUCUGGUCAGUGACACUCAAGUGAACUUUCCUGGUCGGCAAUACUCUGGUGUGUUCUAGGAGGGUGACAUGUCCCUGAGAACACAGAAACUGUAUUUGGGAUUCUCCUACUCCUUGCUCUAUAUAUGUCUUCUUUUGGCUGUUCUGAUCUGUAUCCUUUUGCUAUAAUAAACUAUAAUUGUAUGCAUAGCA
Macaca mulatta (Rhesus monkey) is the source of this 7557-nucleotide messenger RNA. It is a transcript of the gene GPR180, whose product is annotated as G protein-coupled receptor 180. Gene Ontology annotation, biological process: G protein-coupled receptor signaling pathway; response to pheromone. NCBI's taxonomy places the organism in Eukaryota, Metazoa, Chordata, Mammalia, Primates, Cercopithecidae. The record is from RefSeq and is a predicted model, not a curated record.